Messenger RNA from Aspergillus caelatus, 1062 nucleotides. RefSeq names its product kinase-like domain-containing protein. Gene Ontology annotation, molecular function: ATP binding; protein kinase activity. Bases 1 to 1062 code for a protein of 353 amino acids. Gene Ontology annotation, biological process: regulation of mRNA processing; protein phosphorylation; spliceosomal complex assembly. Lineage: Eukaryota; Fungi; Ascomycota; Eurotiomycetes; Eurotiales; Aspergillaceae. The record is from RefSeq and is a predicted model, not a curated record. The transcript is spliced from 6 exons.
AUGAGCACUUGGAUCGGCACCUCACGCCUUAUAGAGGAGGAGAGACGUCCUUUCUAUAAAAUGAAGCAAUUCCACCCUGUUCACUCAAGAUAUACGGUUCUAGGAAAACUUGGGUAUGGGUCUUAUUCAACUGUUUGGCUGUGUCGUGACCAAAGCAAUAAGUAUGUCGCUGUCAAAGUACUUACCAGAACGUCCGUCCGUUCGGACCCAGCCUUGUCUAGAGAGCUAGGAGUUUACGAACACCUAAGCGGACUAAAUUCGUCGCAUGUUGGAAAUGCCUAUAUUCGUGGAAUUUAUGAUAACUUCGAACUUUCCAAUCCAUACGGAGUCUACCGGUGUUUGGUACAUCCACCAAUGCAUAUGUCGAUCAAUGCGCUACGAAUGAGAGCACGGUCUUCUAGAUUAAGUGAACCUAUACUUAAGCAAACCUUAAUUUGUCUUCUGCAAGCUCUCGACUUUCUUCACCGUGAGGCAAAUAUCAUAUCAAGGGCCUCGAACAUUAUGCUUAGCAUUGAAGAUGAGACACUCCUUACAGAAUUUCAAGAGAAUGAGCAAGAACAUCCAAGUUGGCGAAAGGUUGUGGAUAACAACCACGUUAUAUACGCCUCUCGGAAGCUUUCAAGGCCGCGCAAUGACUUAUGGGGCCAGCCGAAUAUCCAGCCCGAUAUAUAUAAAGCCCCCGAAGUGCAUUUUGACAUGCCAUGGAGUUUUAGCGCUGAUAUAAUCUGGGAUAUUUUUGAAAACAAACAUUUGUUUAAUGCGCUUGACGAAGACAAAGAAUAUUCUCCAUCCCAUCAUGUUGUCGAAAUGGUGGCUUACCUUGGUCUGCCACCACUUCACUUUCUCCAGCGAAGCAAAUGGUUGGGUGCAGGUGGUGUCUCCAUACCGUCAAUCAUGAUGGAGGAGUCGGAAGAAAAUCUCCGUGGUCAAGAUAAACAGCAGUUUCUCCAAUUCAUGCGCUCAAUGCUUCAAUGGAUCCCUGAGGAGAGAAAGACGGCGAAAGAACUAUUAGACGAUCCGUGGCUGAAGCCAAUUUCAACCAUUUCCCUUCUCGAUGAUUAA